Molecule: messenger RNA, 702 nt
Organism: Lodderomyces beijingensis
Lineage: Eukaryota; Fungi; Ascomycota; Pichiomycetes; Serinales; Debaryomycetaceae
Source: the annotation of a GenBank genome assembly
AUGAACUCUAUCUACAAUCAUGGGUUGAAACAGACUCAGACAAUAACCAAGGACCUCACCGAGUUUGAAAAGAAUCUUUCCACGUCGCCAUUGUCCCUUCAAGGGGCAAUCACUACAUCCAUCACAGCAUUUAAGAAAACAAUCAAGGACUACUCCGACCUUCUCGAUAAGAACAGUACGGACGCUGCAUUCACCAAACACGAGAGUCGGUUGAGCAAGUUCAACCAGGACUUGGACAGUUUCACCACCAAAUUCGAAUCGUUGAAGAAGCAACGAGAUAUAGCUACCCAGGAGUCCAACAAGCAGGAAUUGCUUGGAAGAAGACACGUAACUCACGCCCACGCCGCCGCCACGCCCAGCGACAACCCAUAUGAUCCCACCCAGCAGCAGCAGCAGCAGCAGCAGAGCAUGAUGUCCCAGCGCGAGGGCUUAUAUAGGGAGAACGAAACACUAGCGCGCGGCUCCGAGCAACUUGACCGGAUAUUGGAAAUGGGACAACAGGCAUUUGAAGAUAUCGUGGAACAGAAUGAAACGUUGAGAAAGAUCCAGGCUAAAUUCGAGGAGAGCUUGAUGACCUUGGGCGUGAGCCAAGGCACCAUAAGGAGUGUUGAAAAGAGGGCCAAGCAGGAUAAGUGGCUCUUUUGGUUCUGCGUUGUUAUGAUGCUCGUGAUUUUCUAUUAUAUCAUUAAAUGGUUCAGGUGA